AUGGGCAGAUCUUCAACUCGCUGGGCCCUACUAGGCUUCAAAGCCCUCGGACCGUCGAUCUUCGUCCAAGAAGCUCCUCGGUCCUCCUCAUCUGUAUCUUCAACAUCUUCAGAGCUCAGCUCCAUCUCCUUGGAAAGCAUCAAUGAAAAAAGCCCUACUCUUAUCCUUCUCACCUCUUGGACGGGCGCAGACCCGAGAAACGUUGCCAAGUACACGAAAAGAUACAACGAGAUUUACCCAGAGACUACUAUCAUGGUCAUUACAACGGUAAUACAUGAUCUCGUAUUCCGCUCAACCAAAGAGAAGGUUGCAACGCUAGAGCCGGCCGUUAAGUUCCUCCGGAGACAUAUCAGCACACAGUCUAAACGACCUACCAUGUUACUACAUGCAUUUUCGGAGGGAGGAUCAAACAAGGCCGUCUGCCUUGCUCGAGCAUAUCUGGGCGCUACGGGCUGUCAACUACCCGUGGGUGCUUUCAUUUUUGAUAGCACACCAGGCAGGCCACGGUUCUCGUGUAAUGUGGCGGCCUUCAAGAGGUCACUACCUCGCAACAAGGUUGUCCGUGCUGUAGGGGUCCCGGCCGGCGCUGUUGUGUUGGGCAUGGUGUAUGGAACGUAUCACGUGCUGAAGGGGCCUGAGAAUAACGUUAUCUCCCAGACGCGCAAGGCACUGAAUGAUGAAUCGCUGUGGCCUGUCACUAGCGCACCCCGGACAUAUGUCUUUUCUGAGGCGGAUGAUCUCAUUGGGUGGGAAGACAUCGAGGACCACGCAUGGGAAAGUGCUGAGCUGUUAGGGCUUGACAGCAUGCUGCUUCGAUUCAGAGAGACUAGGCAUUGCAAUCACGCCCGAGGAAAUGAGGAUGAGUACUGGACUGCCGUAAUGAAUACUUGGGAAGCGCGCGAUAUGUAA
Messenger RNA from Colletotrichum gloeosporioides, 909 nucleotides. RefSeq lists its product as uncharacterized. NCBI's taxonomy places the organism in Eukaryota, Fungi, Ascomycota, Sordariomycetes, Glomerellales, Glomerellaceae. The transcript has a single exon. Bases 1 to 909 code for a protein of 302 amino acids. The record is from RefSeq and is a predicted model, not a curated record.